CAAAAAAAUUUUCACUCCACGGAGGCGGUUGUGUCGCGGAACAAAUUUUCAGCAAAGCAACGUCGCGUACCGCUCCGCUGCCAGAAAACGGAAGAAAACGUAACAAAUGAAGGGGGAUUAAACUAAAUAAAUAAACCCAUAUAAAAAGACCAGAUUUCCCGCUGUUUUAAAAACCUUUUCGCCACUUGACUCUGAAAAUAGCCAGAUCGAGGGAAACGGGCAGCACUGUCGCAGGUCCCAUACAAACUUCGGUCGCGGGCGUUAAAUUGUUCUUGUGCUCCCAGCAAAAGCAUAAUAAUAAUACAUAACUGCGGUUGUUGUAUUUUAGUGAAUAAAACGUGCAUGUGUGCAGAGCACCGCGGGAGAGCCAGAAUGCGAGAGAGCUAUUAAAUAAUUUUUAGUGUUUGUGUUUUUAACGUGUACAACAAAUAAUCUAUGCUUUUUGCAUAACAAAAACAAAGUAAACGAGAAGUAACGAAAGAAAAACGCUCACACGCACACACAUACGGACGGACUACGUCAAUAAGCAAAAGAGGAAGGAUGCUGCUGAUGUCACCGCCGUUGCAGUAGCAACACCCUCUGAAGAAAACCCAGAUCCAGUAUCAACCCUAGCCCCAAUCCUACCCAGGACACGCCAUACACAUGUUGCUGCCACAACAAAGAUGCUCAGUGCUGCGAAUGCGACUGCAACACCGACCCAUGCAGCAGCAGCAGCCACGAUUGCCGCAGCCGAGACUUAUGUCAUAACAAACAAACACCAGCAACACCCGCAACAACAGCAACAACAGCAACAGCAGCAACAAGUCUUAGUUGUUGCCGCCAACAAAAUGGUGAUACCAGCAACGGGAGCAACAAUCGCCGGUAUACCAACAGCAACCACAACAUCAGCCGCCGAAACAACUGCUACACAGCAGCAGCAACAACAACAGCAGCAUCAGCAGCAGCAUGUCUUGUUCCAGCCGCACCUACAAACAACAGCAACAGCAGCAACCAGCACACCUCAGCAACAGCAACAACAGCAACCACCUCAGCCGCGUCAGCAUCCCAAGAAGCGAAAAUUUGAUCCAGCCGAGCUGGACAAACCAGAGCAGCAUCCCCAACAGCAGCAGCAACUGAGCGUGCAGAAGCAGCAGAAACCCGCCGACACCAAUGGCAAUAGCGAUGGCCUGGCCAACGGCAAUGUUGCUGCUGUGCAGCAACAUCAGCUGCAUCGCAUGAUCGUGAGUUGCGGUGCAGGCGCCGGCAACAGCAAUAGCAACAGCAGCGAUAGCAAGCAGCAGCAGCAACAGCAACGUAUUAUCAUUGCAUCCCCGCUGCAGCAUACCAGCGGUAGUACUUACAAGCAACAUGUUGCAGGCAUUAGCAGCAGCAGCAACAAUAGUCACGCAGCCACAAUCAAUCAUCAGCAACGCACACACACGCCCACAACUGCCGUCUACUACCAACAACAACAACAACAGCAGCAGCAUCAACAGCAACCACGUUUUAGCUUUAACUCACACAAUCAGCAACAUGUACAGGAACAACACCAGCAGCAGCAGCAGCAGCAGCAAUCCCUGCUCGAUCUCAGCGAGUGGAACAACACACGUGUCCUAGCCAAAAUCCAUAACCACUAUGCCCCCGGGAUUAUCCGGCAAGUGCAGGAGGCCAGUCCCGACUCAAUACUCGUGGAAUUCGAUUCCGCCGAUUUGGGGCUGCUGCUAUAUCCGGAUGUGCUGCACCAGGGCCGCAACCAUGUGAUACUCGAUGCCAGCCCGCCCAUGGCGGAUAUUACGAUGGACGCCCGUGUCUGUGUGCGGCAACGGAUGGAGGGGCGUGGCUCCGGUAGCUUCGUCUACGUGGAGGGCGUCAUAACGGACAUCAAUCAGGCCACUAAGCAAUAUAGCGUGCAGCUGAUCGGCGACGAAUUGGCCACCACCAAGGUUGUGCGUCGUGCUGAUCUGCGCCUCCUUCAGCCGCCCUGGUGGGAUGAGCUCAACGAACUGACACCCUCGGGUGGAGCAACUGCCCCGGCAUCAGGUGUUGGCAAGCGAAAGGUAUCGGCAGGAGGGGCAGCAGUUGGCGAGGCGAUGUCUGUGCCCAGUGGCAACAUUGUAUACCCCAAGGCGGCUACCGGGGCGCCGCUGACCUUCGUGGCCACCCGUUACGACGGCAAGCUACCCACGGCACCACCCACGCCCACCCACCAGCAACCGCACCAGCAAAAUCUUGUGAAACAAGAAGAGUAUUAUCGGACCACGGCCACAUCGCCGUUUCAGACGCGUCCCCCAAUAGCCGGCCAGGCACAUGGAGCCGAGCAGGCAUCGCAGUCGCAGUCGCUACCCCAUCCUCAGCAGACCAAUGGCCUGCCGGACAUCGUGAUCUCUCCGGGAAGCAAUGGGCAGCAUCUUAAGAUGCAGCAACAGCAGCAGCAGUCGUCGCGGGGCUACGACGACUACGACUCGGAUGAUGAGUUAAAGCGAGUCGGCAUCGGAUACUCGCCGGCGGCUGGCGACCUGGACACGGAGAAGAUGAGCACUUGCAGCAAGCGGAGCAGCAUGCAAAGCCGCGGCAGCACGUCCAGUCUACUCGACCAGAGGCUCACACCACGAUCUCAUCCAGCAACCCCAAGCAGUGCCAUCCACAGAUCUCAAGCCACCACGCCGCAUCGCUUCAAGAAGGGCGAUAUUGUGGAGUCGGAGUCCGGCGUGCGCAAGAAGUACAAUGGGAAGCAGUGGCGCCGCCUGUGCAUGCUCUGCACCAAGGAAUCUCAGCGGCGCGGCUUCUGCUCGCGACACCUUAACCAGAAGGGCAACAACAGCGCCCUGCCCUCGUCAACGGGUCCAGGUCGUUUACUUAGUGACAGCCGAUCGAGCAGUAAGACGCAGAUCGACGAGGACACGUCGCGAGACUCGGAGACGUCGCCCAACUACCGGGUCAAGGGUCGCUACGAUCAGGAGGAGACCGAUGCAGCCGUCAUGCUGGUGUCACUGAGCAGCUCCCGAUCCGCCACGCCUUCGUACGCGUCGCCGGUGAACCACGCCGGAGCCUCUCCACUGAACGCCAUCGCCCACUCGCCGGUCAAUGUGUCCGCCACUCACAGGCAGAACUUUUUCACGCCCAUCGCCAACCAGUCGCAGCAAUCCCAGCAGCAGCAGCCGGUGGCCACUGUUUCCCUGGAGGCCAAGUGGAAGGCGACACCCAGUCCGGUGCUCUACAACGCCAACAACAACAGCGCCAGUAAUAACAACAACAAUGGCUGGGAGACGAACAGCAACAACACAGGUGGAACAGGUGGAGCACCUGGUACGCAGCAGCCUUUGCCGCCGCAAACGACGCCUGUGUCCCUGGUUAUGCACGCUCCGCCGCCGCACCACCAAGUGCAGCAGCAGCCACACCAGCUUCACCAACCGCCGCCACCACCACCUGCCGCUCACCUCAACGCCAGCCUGCCAGCGCCACAAGCUCCGCACAUCAACAGCAGCAGCAGCAUGGGCCAUGCAACCAGCGUCAUACGCAUCUCCAGCAGUCAGCACCAGCAUCAGCCGCAGCAGCAGCAACAGCACCAACAUCCCCAUGUGGUGGUGUCCGGCGGUCAGACGUUCCAUCCCGUGAUCGUGGACGCUUCUCAGCUGACAGUGCAGGCCAUGCCGCCCACUACGGUUUCAUUUCAUCAGCCCAACACGCCCACCAGCUCAGCAGCCGCGACAGUUGCACCCUUGGGUCAGGAGAAGGUGUUGCCAAAAAACGGGUACAAUGCGCCUAGCCAUCCCUGGUACAAGCUCCUGCCGCAGAUGCCGCCCAUGACCAAGCCGCCGCCAGUGUCGGCCGGCCAAGCCUCGACCACUGCGGCCAGCAGCUACAGCGUUGUGAUGAUGCAGCAGCAGCAACACCAACAGCAGCAGCAACAUCACCAGCAACAGCAGCAAUCAUCGCCGCAGAUGUCGAUGACCCACAAUAAUAACCAUCCCACUGUGCCCGCUCCAAUGUGCUCUCCGGGCAAGCCGCUCAACUGCUCCAUGAACGAUGCCAAGGUAGCGGCAGCAGCAGCCGCGGCAGCAGCAGCCAAUCAUCAUCAGCAGCAGCAGCAACAGGAAGAACAGUUGGAUGAGCAGUUGGACGACGAUGUGUUUGAGGCAACUCCCACUAGCAGCAGCAACAAGAAGCCAACGGCAGCAAUGCGACUGCCAACCUACAAUAGCAACAUUCGUAAGCUGGAGGAGUGCCAUGACCCGAGCGAUGGAGCAGCUGGUGCGCCAGUCACCUCGGCUGCCAAGCGAAGGAGUCAAUCAUUGAGUGCUCUACAGCAGCAACAACAGCAGCAGCAGCAACAACAACAGGCAGGCGCAGCGGCUGGACAACCGGCAAACAAGAAGAUCCGCCGUCCAAUGAACGCCUUCAUGAUAUUCUCGAAGAAGCACCGCAAGAUGGUGCACAAGAAGCACCCUAAUCAGGAUAACAGAACAGUUAGUAAGAUUCUGGGUGAGUGGUGGUACGCCCUGAAGCCCGAGCAGAAGGCGCAGUACCACGAGCUGGCCAGCUCCGUGAAGGAUGCACACUUUAAGCUGCACCCAGAAUGGAAGUGGUGCUCCAAGGACCGUCGCAAAUCUUCAACAUCGACGGCUGCGACAGGGGGCAAGGCUAGUGGGGCAGCUGGAGCGGGAGAUGCCAAGCAGCGUCUGGUUUCGGUGGAUGGUUCAGAUUCCCUUGAGCACGACAUGUGCCCCUCGACCCCGGGUGGCAGCGGUAGCUGCGGUGGCCAGGGCAUCUCCUCUGAUCUCCAGGGCGACAUUAUACCGCUAACGAUCGACAACUACAACAGCACUUGUGAUGAAGCGCCAACCACAAUCUCUCUGAAGGGCAACGGAAAACUCCUGAAGAACGAGUUGCCCUCGGACGAGGAUGAGCAGAUGCUGGUUGUUGAGGAGGAGCCAGCACAGCAUCAGCCCGCUAAGAAGUUGGACCUGCACUGCCGCGAGCGAGUGAACGAUUCGGACAUGGACGAGGCACCCUUCGACUACCGCAAGCAGCAGACAGAUGCGGAUCAGCGUUCCGCUGAAGAGCCCAAUACUUCUGGUGCCAACGGCCAGGCCAUGAGCGCACCGCUGUCCAGCGGAAGCGGUGGAGAGCGCGAGAUUACACUCAAACCGAAGGCCAUCAAGGCCCAUCCGGUGCUGGAGAGCACCAUUCUGCCAUACCCCCAGAUGUCAAUCUACACGCAGUACACUAGUCCCAAGAAUCCAAUCGGUGUAACACCAUUCCAACCCACAGGCGGCGCCUUUAAGUCAAUGCCAAUUAGCCCCAAGGGCAGUGGCAGCAAGCCAGAGGACGCUGCGUGCCUGCAGUCACAUAUCAAGCAGGAGGACAUCAAGCAGGAGCCACCGUCGCCCUACAAGCUGAAUGGCAGUGGAUCGUCAUCUUCAGCUGGCGUAGGAGGAGGCGUGCUCAGCGCUCAUCAGCCAAGUAGCGGCAGUGUCUUUAACUUUAAUGUGCCAACAGCGACGGCUUUGAGUCAGAAGCAGUUCCACUACCACAUGCAUCAUCCACAUCGCAGUCCCACGGACUUGAGAGCUGCACAUCAGGCGUGUGUGCCAUCGUCACCGGCAGGCAUGGGACUGGGGCAUGCGGCCAACAUUGCUACGCCCCCAGCGUCAGCGCCGGCCCAGAUCAUGGCAGGGGGACCAUCGGCAGGCCAAAAGAUGUUCUUCGCCAUGAGCAAUCCGUACUCGAUGAUGCAGCGCCAUACGCCGGGCACGCCCAGUCUGGAGCAACUCCAGCUGGACGCCUUUCCGCCGGGCAGUUUUAUUUUCAAGAACCACAACGGCCUGGCCUCCCUGCCUCCGCCCGUUAGUGCACAGCCCACGAUGCUGCUGCACGGCUACACGCCCGGUCACAGCGCAGAGCCGCCGGCCAGUUCACCCUCAUACAAGUCGAUGCCCUCCACACCCAAAUCGGCCACGUAUCUAAUGAGUGCGCCGCCCCUGGAGAGAGCAGGCAUGGAAGGAGGCGCAGGCAUAGGAACUGCAGCGGCAACGAGUGGAGGUGAUGAGAGCGACAUGGAUGCCGAUGGCCAGCAGUUCAUUUUGGCACCUACGCCGGCUCAGCUGGGACGAGCCCCCUUGCAGCGGCGCAAAAAUCUAUCCCAAAGCAAGUCGGAGAACAAUGUGUCCUUUGGCGCCAAUCUGGGGGCAAGCAAUGGCCAGCACAUCAGCCGCAAGCUGCACUCGCCCACGAUGAUGGAUGCGUCGUCGCCGAUCAUUGGGCAUGUCAACAGUAGCAGCCUUAGCUCGGCACUGCCCACGCCCACCUCAUCGACUACGACGCCUAAUAGCGAUGAGCAACUGCCUCUCACACCAACCACUAGCAACAGCACCAGCAACAAUAACAGCCAUCAGCCCAAAUCCCCGAUGAAGGGAGCAACGGCAGCAGCGGCCGCCCUCAAGAAGAAGAACGAUGAAAUGAAUAACAGCGUGCUCAAGCAAGUGGACUUCGAGAAGAAGUACAAGGCCCUGCCGCAAUUCCAGCCGGAGGAUUGUCAGUCGCCCAGUGCCAUCGCUGUGCCCUCUUCGCCCCGCGUGUACGGCACGAAUUAUCGCAAGAAGAACACUGCACCGCCGCCAGUGCAGAAGCUACUGAGUGAAGACGACUCCAUUGACGAACCAGCCUCGGCACCACCAACCACCACACAACGCUUUUUUGGCCCUGACUUUACCAACGAGCUGAAAGAUGAACGCCUUGCAGAACUGGACAGUUCCGAUCAGACAGGCCGCUCGCCCAGAACGCCAAAGACGCCACUACAGAGCGCCCGGUCGGAUGCUAGCGAGAAGGGACAUCGCAAGGUAUUGGAGACGCGUCGUCAUCUGGUGAUGCAGCUUUUUGCCGUGCACGGUAACUUUCCCAGUGCUCAGGCCACCAUAGCCUUUCAGGCCAAGCACAUUGCUGUCUUUCCGCGCAAGCAAGAUCUGCAGCUGAAGAUACGCGAGGUGCGCCAGAGGCUUUUGGGCACUCCACACUCGGCGGGGCCGAACACGCCGGCCGACUCCAACUCGUCGUCGACCACACUGAGCGCCAGUAGCACUGGACUUAACAAUGUGCAGGCCGGCAAUGCUCCGCCCAAUGGAACAGGUGCACACCAGCAACACUCGGAGCAGCCGCAUUCCUUUUGCAAAGCAACCGAAUCUGAUGCCAAGUACAAGUAGGGGAUCCUUGAGGAGCAGACAGACACGAUGGUUGGCUGCAAGUGACCAAAUUACUUAAGAAUAGUAAGCGAAUCGACAGGAACAACCAACCAACAAAUUGCAGCAACUCAACACACACGCACCACAAGCAACAUGAAAUGAGAACAAGCAAGAGCUCACACUUGGCUUCAGCUCGUCAUGCAUCCGAUGCAUGAUUAACUAGUGUUUAUUAUUAAUUGCAAAAUUAAUUUAAAGUAGCGAGCAGCGAGAGCUAGGUAAACAAAGAACGGGAGAACGAAGAUUACAAAUUUUAAAUUACAAUAGGCAUACAAUAUAUACAUGUAAUUUGUGAGUAUAUAAUGAGAAACUGAUUACGAAUGAAUUUAUUAAGCAGCUUAAUAAAUCAGGAGCAACAACAAAGGUAAAGGCAGAGCUGACAGGUAGAAACUCUAAAGAGAAUUGGAACUUUUGAAGCACACAUAUGAAGUACAGUAAAAACGAAAUGAAAGCAAAACACAAAAAGAAAACAAAACUUGCAUACAUAAUGGAAACAUUGUAUAAUCCUCCGCGUAACGGCUUAGGUUUUAAUUUACAGGCGAAAACUACAACUAACAAAAUGGAAGAAGAGCUAACAAAGAGCGACAGAAAUAGAGGUUAAGCUUUAACUUAAAUUGCACAUUAAUUUUGAAGUGUAUUAAGCACAAGCAAAGAAUUGUAUAAAAAAACAAACAAACAAACAGUAAGAAACUUGAAAUGAACACUGUGUAGUUGUAUUGUAUAUUUAGUCAUAACAUUUUAAAAGUGAACAAAUUCCCACAAAAACAAAAACACACACCUAUGUCCCACACACCCUUCCCCAACACACAACUUAAUGCUUUUAAACUGUUUGCUUUUGUUCUCCACUAUUAAGAGUGAGGGAGAACGAAACAUUUUAAAAUUGUAUGUACAUUUCCUUUAAUUGGCUUUUUACACUGUUGUCUAAUUGAAUUAUAAUUUAUAUAUAUUUUUAUUAUUGAUAUAUUUUAGAAUAGCCUGUUUUUAAAUUGUACACACAAAACACACACCGAAAAAUAAACUUCGAAUGAGAAAUUAAUUGGAAAACAAUUUAUUACAGAAGCAGAAAUGAUAGAAACGUCUUCCACUGUUGCUGCAAUUUACUAUUUAAUAUUCUGUACUAUUUCGGUUGAAUUAAAAUUAGUUACAAAUGGUUUUAAUAUGUAUGUUUGUAUGUGACCCAUAUGCAAAAUUAUGUUCACUGUGAAUUGUUAAUUAUUGAGUGUUGUCGCUGAUUUAUUAUUUUGUAAGCCUAAGUAUAUUUUUUUUAAAUAUGUCUCUUUUUUGUAUCCCAUCCCGAAGGAGCAACAGUUGCACACCCACAAAUUGAUGGAUAAAACGUAAACCCACAAGAAUACACUCGUAACGAAAAUAACCUAGUAAAUCAACAAAUAAUAGCUAAACAAUAUUCAUAUUCUAGUUAUUACAAUUAUUUCAAAUACGCAAUAAUCACCAUUAUCAUCAUCGAACGGGACAUGUGAAUUAAGUUGAAUGCCGCUUCCAUUCAGUUCCAUUCAUGCUGGACGCGUUGCAAUCGUAGAAAUUAAAAAGAACAACAAAGUAAAGGCAAAAGAUAAAUUUGUAAAAUUUAAAUCAACUCACCUAGCCGUUUAUAGUUUGUUUUUACAUUUUGUGUUUAAUAUUAAAUUUAAUCAUAGUUUCUGUACCAUGUUUAGUUCUUAAUUACCUACUAGUUAUUUGUAUUAAUUAGUGAACAAACGAAAUUUGAUAUGAUAAACAGCAGAAGAUCGUAAUCUGUAGUGUGUUAAUGUUAAAAAAAAAAGGAAAACGCUAAUAAAGCAGAAAAAUAAAACCAAGUUUAUAAGCAAA
Drosophila kikkawai is the source of this 9041-nucleotide messenger RNA. It is a transcript of the gene cic, whose product is annotated as Putative transcription factor capicua. Gene Ontology annotation, cellular component: nucleus. Lineage: Eukaryota; Metazoa; Arthropoda; Insecta; Diptera; Drosophilidae. Gene Ontology annotation, biological process: regulation of transcription by RNA polymerase II. Gene Ontology annotation, molecular function: DNA-binding transcription factor activity, RNA polymerase II-specific; RNA polymerase II transcription regulatory region sequence-specific DNA binding. The record is from RefSeq and is a predicted model, not a curated record.